Messenger RNA from Vanessa tameamea, 1473 nucleotides. RefSeq lists its product as uncharacterized. The coding region runs from base 125 to 889 and encodes 254 amino acids. Lineage: Eukaryota; Metazoa; Arthropoda; Insecta; Lepidoptera; Nymphalidae. The record is from RefSeq and is a predicted model, not a curated record. The transcript is spliced from 4 exons.
CGCGUAACGCACUCGACGAAAAAUCAAUGAAAAAUAUCAUGCGCUUUCUUAGUCCUUAAACCUUCUAUCCAAACAAUGUUUUGUAACUUUUACUAGCUAUGCUUUAGUGCUAUAAAUAAACCAAAUGUUUGUUAGAACCAAGCAAUGUAAACUAUCUCACAAAAUGAUGAUUCGCCUAAAAAACUUUUUAUAUGUUUUCAAUUUACGACAAGGCACCAUUCUUAUUGCCGUCCAUCAAAUCGCGCUAUCUUCUUUCGUACUUAUAAUACUGCUUGUUGGCAUAUCCCACGUCGGUGAAAUGCUAUCUAUGCUACAUAAUGAUAUGGAGGACGAUGCAGAACGACGAGGAUUUUAUGAAAUUACUUACGGAGAACAUCUAACUUUCCAUGAAGGUGACGUAGUGAGCAGUAAUAAUCAACUAAGAUUUGCUAAAGCGCAACAUUUAGCUUCAGUGACGGUGAUUUUCCUGUACACUAGCACAAUUCUAACAGCAAUAUAUCUAAUGUGUUGCAUUUCUUUACUUCAUGGUGCUGUGAAGUAUAAGAGAGAGUAUGUUUUGCCUUGGAUAAUGGCCGCUUGCGUGGCAGUGGUGCUACUCAUAGUCGCUAUUGUUAUAGGCGAUGGCUAUCCUUGCGUCGUUAAUCUGUUUGGCGGACAUAAUCUCUACCAUUUCGGGUGUGCUCUUUUUGUUCUCACAUUUAUAUACGCAAUUUGUGCGGUGAGUAGCUUCGCACUUGAAACCGGCGGUGGAAGGUGCGCGCGCGCUUCUCUUGCCAACGAUGAACGUGGAGAGCGAUUGCUGCUACUUGACCACGCCGCACACUCUAGCCUGCUGUCAGCCGCACAAUUAAGCAAACUGUCCCAUGGCACGAGGACACAAUUCGUAUAAGCCCCUUUUAAGUCAAUAGUUUUAUUGAUAUUACUAAGCUUGAGAAAUAAAACCAAAUCUCACGAUCGACUUGUAACAUCUUUGUUGAUUUAGCCAUUAUAGAUAAAUUAGAGCAUGCUAUUCGUUCCUUUGGUUGUGUUGUCAAUGCACAAGUAACAUAAACGCGACCUUUGGCGCAUAAAUUUUAGUGAAUUUAACUUAGCUCCAAAUAGCUUAGGAACAUACACCAGCUUUUGUGUGAAAAAUAUAUAUUGUUGGUGUCUACGAUUUACGUUACAUUACAUUAAGCUAUAUAUAUUUUAUUUUUUUUAAAUACAUUAGUAUAUUUAUUUUUAUGAUUAAGAUGUAUUACCAACAAUUACGUCCAUAACUCUAGUGCUUAAGUAGUCCAAGCUUAGAUACAGUUGUAUUCUACAAUAAUUAAUUGUGAUAUUUUAAUGAGACAAAAAUAUUUUAAAAUAAAUUUAGAUUUGUUUAGUUUACUAACUUUAUUUUACUGUACAGAGAAUUGGAUCUGCCGCUGUUAAGACAAAUGCCUCAAAAUGCUAUAAAUACUGAAUUAAUAAAUCAAUUAAUUUUAUAAA